AUGAGCCACCCUGGACAUCAUAUUUCGUAAAGGUAGGAUGUUCCUUCUUGCUUAUAAAUAAAUUAAAGGAUGGUAAACCUAGUUCCGGGAUGUGGCCAACGAUCAGAGGGGAAUGUCCCACUUCAACUGGACUCUGGACAGUGGAACCAACUACCACAUUCUGCGCACCGCCUGCUAUCCGUAUAUGAAGUAUCACUGUAGCAAGAGGGAGGUUCAGGACCUCUGGCUAGAGGACAAAUUCUUUCGCUUCCUGAAGGUUAUCAAUUUGGGCUUACCAAUGCUCUUUUAUGGACUGGCUGCCAUCCGUCUAAUUAGUCACACAGAGAUCGUUCAUGUCAGCGAGUCGGUGAAAGUUCCCAUAUAUUUUCUAUAUGCCGAGGACAAGGGUGCCAGCUUUUGACCUGAUUUUAGAGGCAGCCAAAUGUGAAAUGUGAAAGAUAGCCUUCUUGUCUCAAUAUGUACAUAUUUAUUAAAAGUUUAACAUUUUAUGGAGCAA
Messenger RNA from Drosophila rhopaloa, 496 nucleotides. RefSeq lists its product as uncharacterized. NCBI's taxonomy places the organism in Eukaryota, Metazoa, Arthropoda, Insecta, Diptera, Drosophilidae. The coding region runs from base 113 to 400 and encodes 95 amino acids. The record is from RefSeq and is a predicted model, not a curated record. The transcript has 2 exons.